Sphaerulina musiva SO2202 is the source of this 465-nucleotide messenger RNA. RefSeq lists its product as uncharacterized. The annotation marks the transcript as partial. The transcript has a single exon. NCBI's taxonomy places the organism in Eukaryota, Fungi, Ascomycota, Dothideomycetes, Mycosphaerellales, Mycosphaerellaceae. The record is from RefSeq and is a predicted model, not a curated record.
AUCCUCGCAACCGACCAGGCUCUGGCGGAGCCCAGAUACGAUGCAUUGAGGGAUGAGGCUCGGCAAUUCGUCCAGAACCAUGGCGGCACUCUGGUCUUUUGUUGCCAUUUCCCGUCUUUCGUCCAUGACAUGGACGCCAUGAAACUCUUCUCGUCGUUCGGCCUCUACUGGAGGACAGGCGAAUAUCAACGCGCCGAGUAUACCAUCAAUCGAGCUGCCCGCCGCACCGAUGCGGCUGCUCUCAUGUCACGAUACAGUCCGGAGGCUCGUCACCUUUGCGAUGUUGAUCCAGCGGACGCAAUCUACUUACCUGCACCCGCAGCUUGUGUCCAAUCUUGUGUCUGGCCCCCAUCCACAAACAAAAGCCAGACCCCAGCCGCGUUGACAGGAAUUGGUCUCGGAAAGCUUGGCUACCUGGGAGAUGUGCACGGAGACGAGGGCACCAUGGAGACUGUGCUGAUCACC